AUGCAUAUCGAUGCACCAUGCGAACUUAAAGAAAGGCUAUCUUAUAUAGAUGCUAUGAAAGCUGUCAUUGAUAACGAAUGCCAUGCAGGUUGUCCAUAUCAAUUAAAAAAAAAUCCAAAUUUAGGGGGAACAAAAUUAAAAUUCAGGUGCAGUGCAGAUAAAUGUGAAGCAUGUAUCUCAUUUCUAAAGGAUGAUGAAGAAUAUAUCCUAACAGAAUAUAAUGGAACACAUAAUCACAAUCAAAUCAAAGAUGAGACAAAGAAAUACCACACAUUAUCACAAUGCUAUCGUCGGGUACUUAUUAAUUUUAUAAAACAGGGGGGUGAUCCGAAAAUGGCUCAAAUUGAAUGCGACAAAAAACUUGAUCUGGAUGAUCCACUUAACAGGCCAUCUUUUUUGAAUGCAUCUUCAGAUCAAAUGAAAACAAUUCAGGAAAAAGGAAAUAAAAAGAUCAAAGGUAUUCAAAAGUACGAUGAUAAUCAAUUCAAGUCAACUCAAUUAUUUAAGGGUAUCAAAGAACAAGAGUCACCAAAAGAUUUAAUUUAUUUCGAUGUCGAUAAUUACAACAAACCAAAGAAAUUAAUCUUUUAUUAUGCUUCUUUCAAAUUUCUGGACAUAAUCAAAAUUGUGAAAGAGCAUUUUAUUGAUGCAACCCAUUCAUUACUUGAAUUUAAAAUGUUGUUUUACAUGAUAUCAGCCAAAUUUCCAAAUACACAUGCAUUCCCAAUUUUUCAAUUUGUCGUUUAUCCAAACACUUCAGAAAAUAUUGCAUUCUGUCUCAAGGCAUUUUUUAACUGGGCAAAAGUAAAACCAAAAUAUUUUAUGUCAGAUUGUGCACAAGAAAUCGAAAAUGCGAUUAUCAACUCUUUUCCAGAAGUUAUCCUUCAUUGGUGUGCAGUUCAUGUAAUGAGGGCGUUCAGAAAAAAUUUGAAAGAUUAUGCAUUUGAGAGUUCAGACAAAUUGAUAUUAGAUACAAAAAUGAACUAUCUUGCAUACGGCAGAAAUGGCAAGAAAGAAUGGAUUGAACCAACGUUCAAAAAAAUUCUGGAAAUAGCCGAAAAAUUCCCAGAAUUUUCAAAAUACAUACAAAAUCAAUGGAUAUCAAACCAAGAAAGAUGGACAGCCGCUGAAAGAGAUGAAAAUUUAGCUCUCACAAAUAACAUUUCAGAAUCGAUUAACAAAAAAAUUAAAUAUUACUACUUUGGCGGAACAAUUUUCAUGAGAUUUGAUCGAUUUGUGAUGAAAUUAAUCGAUUUUAUCGUUCCUUCAUUUUAUUACAGAAUUUCUCAAGAUAUAAGGCUCAGAGACAAAAUUCCAAAUCCGUUGCCAUCUGAAAAAAAGCCAAAAAAGUCUACAAUCAGACUGGAUACAGAAAAAUGUAUAAUGCUCACUGAUAAAAUUAAAUCGUUAAUAGUUAACUCAUCAGCAAACUUAAAUACGCUUCAAUUGGGUUUAGAUGACCUACUUGAUAAAGUUGUCAAGGCAGCAAAGGUUCAAAAACGAAUGACCCAGUAUUUUUCGAAAUUAAGUAUCCCAAUGGAAAUCAAGCUUAGUAUUCUCACGCAAAUUACAGAAUUUGGAUGCAAUACCCCUCAAUUCAUUGUUGAGAAUGCCAAGUCUUUUCAAGAUAAAAUUAUUACAGAUUUCCACCUUCAAAUUUAUACAACAUUAUAA
Trichomonas vaginalis G3 is the source of this 1674-nucleotide messenger RNA. RefSeq names its product MULE transposase domain-containing protein. The record is from RefSeq and is a predicted model, not a curated record. The coding region runs from base 1 to 1674 and encodes 557 amino acids. The transcript has a single exon. Lineage: Eukaryota; Parabasalia; Trichomonadida; Trichomonadidae.